Xiphophorus hellerii (green swordtail) is the source of this 1430-nucleotide messenger RNA. RefSeq names its product lysosomal-associated transmembrane protein 4B-like. Bases 171 to 521 code for a protein of 116 amino acids. The record is from RefSeq and is a predicted model, not a curated record. NCBI's taxonomy places the organism in Eukaryota, Metazoa, Chordata, Actinopteri, Cyprinodontiformes, Poeciliidae. The transcript has 5 exons. Gene Ontology annotation, cellular component: lysosomal membrane.
CGCGGCGGCGCGUUUAUAAUCCGCUCGAGCGACGAGUAAACAACCGAAAGACCAACAGCGGAUGAUUCUCGUCAUUUCUCGGCGAGACUCGGCGCUCGGCGGACGUGGCUUCGGACGACGAGGCGACUGCUUUCCUUCCCAACCCGACCCGUCACCGACCCUGCGUGUAAAUGUUCACAGACAAGAUGAUGAUGUCCCCGUGGGACCGCUGGUACUCCACAAGCUGCUGCCUGUGCUGCCAUGUCCGCACAGGAACCAUCAUCCUGGGGGUCUGGUAUAUGCUCAUCAAUGCCGUGGUGUUGCUCAUCCUGCUCACGGCCCUCAGUGAUCCAGAAAAGUAUCAUCUGACCAGUGCCGAGUUGGCCAAUGACCUGGAUGUCAUGGAUGAUGCCAAAGCCAACCGAUGGAGAGCCCGCUUACAAGCAGAACAACCUUCCUGCUUCGACAGAGCAAAAAAAAAAAUCGAAGAGAGCCAAGUGCCCAAACCUGCGAAGAAGAAGAAGGCGAGGAGAGAGACAUGAGACGCCUCCGUAUGCAAGAGACUUCACAUCCUGCUUAUGCAACACCUUCUCUGACAGGGAUUUGGAACGACGGUCGCCGUUGACGAACUUUACCAGGAGGGAGGAAAAAAAAAAAACGUGUCCGAAAACAACUUUUUUUUUUUUUUUUAAAUACACAUCAUGUGCCAGUUUGGUGGAUCCUUGAAAAGUGAAAUUUUAAUGCAGUGCAAUCUAAUGUGAUGGGUGUUGAUGGUUUCUAUGUAUGCAUUUGAUCUUUCUGAUAAUGUCUUCUAAUUCCACUGAAUCAAAUAACUGAAGGAGCUGUAAUUUAGUCCUUAGACCUGUAGGAAAAAUACUGAUGAAGUUUAGAAAUCUGUGGCGGCGGCUGACGAGCGCCGCUCACUGUGCAGAGAGUAACUGUUUCUCAACACUGGGCCGAACGGGGUGAACCGGCCUUCUUUUAACCUGCUCUGAUGUCGGUGGUUUCAGACCAGCGGCUGGAAGCUCUACGAGAUGUAAACUGUCGUGAUGUAAAUGAGCCUCGUCAGGCACAGGAAAGGGACUCGCGUCGACUCCGCGGUUCUUGCUUUUUCUUCCUGUGAUUCUGGGGGAAAAAAAAAUGUCACCACCUCUGUCCAUCUUGUUCGUCUCGUCCGUUUUGCUGCCGUGUGUCGACAAAAUGUUCUCUUGCUGUCUUUUUUUUUUUUUACGGCCGGUUGCUGUCUUUCAGCCGCAGUCAUGCUGAAAGUUGGGGGCAUCUGAUGGCAAACGCGUCAUUGUUGUCAGCCUCUUAGUUUUGUUUUUGUUUUUUUUGUUUUCCACCUCUGCUUGAUUCAGAAGUCCUCAGAAUCGUUUUGUAAAACUUAUUUGUAAUAAAAGAAAAGCUAAAGCCAUAUGUAAAAAGACUAAAUAAAGGCCAGUUUUUCUAUC